This is a messenger RNA of Blepharisma stoltei, 1475 nucleotides long. The record is from the annotation of a GenBank genome assembly. Lineage: Eukaryota; Ciliophora; Heterotrichea; Heterotrichida; Blepharismidae.
AUGGAGCCAAAGCGUCAUAGAGACCAGUUUUCAUUCUUAAAAAUCAAUACCAAACUUCAAAAAAAUACUGACUGCCCCCCUCCGUGAGCGAACAAAAAAACUUCUUCGCUCGCGGAGGGGGGUUGCAAAAUUUAUGUUUUAAAACGUUAUUUAUUUAAAAUUAAACAGAAUUAGCUACUAGUUAUCACUUAUAUAUCAAUUUUUUUCAAAAAAAUUUUUCGAUUAAAAAUUUUUGUUCGCUCACAGAGAGUGUUUUUUGGUCAAGAAAUAGGGAUUUUUCAAUGGUUUUGUUUGCUCACGGAGGGGGGAGUGAGCAUUUGUGGGAGGAAAUCAGGUCGCUUGGAAUCCACCCAAGUCGGCGAAGUUAUCAUUCAGCCUGCGUCUGGAGGGACAGAAUGCUGAUUUAUGGUGGUCAAAACAUCCAGGAUGGCCUGCAAAGCGGUCUAUGGGCUUUUGACCUCGAUAAUAAAAACAUUGAAAUUUGGGAAGAAUUCGAAAUUCCUGGAUUGGUGCCUUUGUGUCGGCACAGUGCGAUUGUGAAAGGGGAUUUCAUGUAUAUUUUUGGAGGAACCAAUGGAGAAAAGGCUUUUAAUGAUACCUGGGUAAUUGAUAUAUUAAAUCGGCGAGUAGAAAAAAUAACUUCAAAUCCUCCUGACUUUCCUCCGCCCCAUGACUCCCAUACAGCUACACUAUAUGAAAACGGAAUAAGCUCAUCUAUGAUCGUUUUCGGCGGUUUUGUCGAAGAAACCCGUACAAAUAAAGUAUAUACUUUAGACCUCUCUAAUUUCAAAUGAAAAUUAGAAGACACAAAUAACGGCCCAGAACCUCGAUCGAACCAUGCAGCCGUCCUUUAUCAUAACGACCUAUACAUUUAUGGAGGCUCCAGCAAUGAAGGAGAAAAACUCAGCGAUUUUUGAAGGCUAAAGCUUGAUACUUUUAUAUGAGAAAUCGUCGUCCCAAAGCAAAGAAUCCCAGCAGGCAGGUCUGGGCACUCCGCAAUUGUAUAUAAAGAUGUCAUGGUUAUUUUUGGAGGAAUGAAAGACGAGACCCAGGAGACCAAUGAGAUGUACUCUUAUGGGUUUUUGACGAAUGAUUGGACUUUGUUCCAAAAUGACCAUCAGGUAAAAGAUCCUGUUUCGGCAGCUCAGCUUGAAGAGUAUAAGCAAGCCCAUAAGUGCCAUCUUAUGUCAAGGAGGCAUACUGUGAAUUCAAAUUUGAAUAAAAAAGAAUCUUUUAGCCCGUUGACUCCAAAGCCGAGGGCUAACACAGAAAUGGAUGUAAGGACGAUCAAUAUUUCGCUGGAAGGGAGGGUACAAGGGAGAGCCCCUCAUCAGAGAGAUGGACAUUCGGCAGUUGUCCAUGAAGAUGUUAUGUAUAUAUUUGGUGGUGAUCGACAUCAGAUGCCGUUUAGUGACUUGUAUGCGUAUUUUUUGAUAGAGGAGGAACUAAAGACACCAGUUAAAAUAGAUAACUAA